AAAGAGGGAAACAGAGGGAGUGGGCCCAUCAAUGGCAUCAAUCUGCACUUAUAAAAUCCCUCUCAAUCUCUCCAGAACAUUGCGAUUACAGAAAGGACAACAAAAUCUCUCUUCUUCGUAACCAAAAGGGUUUUUCUUGUUUGUUGUUUGUUUCAUCAGUUUGGGUACCAACUGUUUGUUGAAUUGUCACAAAAAGAGUGGAUUUGGUCCAAUUUUUGAUCAGGGGUCCUCGCUCAAUCCUUUUUUCAUCCCCAAAAACUUUUAUGGAGAUUUCGCAAUUCAGAGGAUUUGCAGAAUUGUCAGGAAUUGAGGACCCCUGUUUCACUUCCCAGUGGCCAUUCAACUCCUUUGAUGAUCAACUCACUUCCAUGGCCACGGAUGCAGCUGCAUUUGGAGAAAACACCCAUUAUCUCUAUGCUCAUGCGCCUGUGUUUGACCAUCAUAAACCUGUUAUGGAACCAUCUCCAAGACCAACUAAACAGCUCAAAACCAGCAGUUGGAAUUCAUGCAUCAGCUCUGAUCAAUCCAUCAUGAAUCAGAACCUACAUUAUGUGAAGCCCAAAGAGGAAGGCACUGUAUCUUCCAAGACCACAAUUGGCUUCAAUUGUGACACCUUCCCAUCAUCCCAUCUUCAGUUUAACAACCAAAACCACCAUGGCGGCGGUGGUGGCGGCAGCGGUGGUGGUGCAAAAAUGAUAGCCACCAGCACUACCCCUAGAGUCACUACACCUCAAGACCAUAUCUUGGCUGAAAGAAAGAGAAGAGAGAAACUCAGCCAGAGGUUCAUAGCCCUCUCGGCUCUAGUCCCUGGCCUUAAAAAGAUGGAUAAGGCCUCUGUUCUUGGAGAUGCAAUCAAGUACUUGAAAAACCUCCAAGAAAAAGUGAAGACACUUGAGGAACAGACCAAGAAGAGAUCAAACGUAGAGUCGGUGGUUUUUGUGAAAAGAUAUGAGGUGUUAGCUGAUGGUGGUGAAAUCUCUUCAUCGGAUGAGAACUUUUCCGGCAGACCAGUUCAUGAGCAACUACCGGAAGUGGAGGCAAGAUUUUCCGGCAAGGAUGUCCUAAUCAGAAUUCACUGUGAGAAAAAGGCAGGUGUUGUGGAAGAAACACUGGCUGAAAUUGAAAAACUCCACCUAUCCAUCAUCAAUAGCACCACCAUGACCUUUGCUAGUUAUGCACUCGAUAUAACCGUUAUCGCCCAGAUGGAUCAAGAAUCCACCAUGAAAAUGAAGGAUCUUGUCAAGAAUCUACGUGCCGCCCUCAAACGGUUUAUGUGACACUUCUGUUUGUUCUUCAACCUUUUUUCGCCAAAAAUGCUGUAUUCUGGUAACCAAGGCCUGGUGUUCACCACACUUUUAACCAUCCACAUGCCUUAGAAACUUGUUUGCUUUGGGGGUUCAUUUUGCAGGAGGGUUUUUUCCAAUCUUUUUUCAUGGUUGACUUGUUGACCAUGUUAACUACCCUCCUAUGGUAAAGUAGCAGCCUUCCAUGGCUUUUGUGAGGCAUUUUUUCUGUUAACUUUUUCCCUUUUCCCAUUGACUUGAAAUGGGGUUUUUGAAGGUGGAUGAACAACCAGAACUUUGUAUCAGUCACUGUGUGUUUGGUGAUCAAUGUUUUAGAGGCCUCUUUCUGGGCUCUUUUCUUAUGUUGUAUGUUUGUAAAAGCUUUGAUUUAUGGUAAUGAAUAACAUUUUGAUCAUAAUUUCUUUUUGAA
This is a messenger RNA of Cynara cardunculus var. scolymus (artichoke), 1713 nucleotides long. RefSeq names its product transcription factor bHLH18-like. Gene Ontology annotation, molecular function: protein dimerization activity. The transcript is spliced from 4 exons. NCBI's taxonomy places the organism in Eukaryota, Viridiplantae, Streptophyta, Magnoliopsida, Asterales, Asteraceae. The coding region runs from base 264 to 1277 and encodes 337 amino acids. The record is from RefSeq and is a predicted model, not a curated record.